AUGCCAGAAAGGUCAACCAUAGAGGCUAUUCAUGUUUUGAAGAGGCUAAUGGAAAAAUAUAGGGAGCAAAGGAAAGAUUUGUAUAUUGUAUUCAUUGACUUGGAGAAAGCGUAUGAUAGCAUACCAAGAGGCAUUAUCUGGGAUAGCAUCAAGGCUAGAGGUAUUUCACAAAUGUAUAUUGAGGCAAUAUGGGAUAUAUAUGACAGAUUAUCGACUAACGUUCAAACACCAACUUUACCGUGGUGCAUGUUAUUUGCUGAUGAUAUCGUGUUGGUAGCAGAAACCAGGGAGGAAGUUAAUAAUAAAAUAGAAGAGUUGAGAGCAAUUCUAAAAGGGAAGCAAGAGGUGACCAUUGGUGAAGAAGUUAUUACAUGUAUGACAAAGUUCAGGUAUUUGGGAUCGAUUAUUCAGAGUAAUGGAGAGAAUAAUGGAGACGUUACACUUCGAAUACAAGCAGGUUGGCUCAAGUGGAGAGCAGCUACCGUGGUUCUACGUGAUAGGAACUUUCCAAGUAGGUUAAAAGGUAAAUUUUAUCGAGUUGCAAUCAGGCCUACUCUGAUGUAUGAAAAAGAAUGUUGGUCCAUAAAGAAGACUUUUUAA
Amaranthus tricolor (Joseph's coat) is the source of this 600-nucleotide messenger RNA. RefSeq lists its product as uncharacterized. The record is from RefSeq and is a predicted model, not a curated record. Bases 1 to 600 code for a protein of 199 amino acids. The transcript has 3 exons. Lineage: Eukaryota; Viridiplantae; Streptophyta; Magnoliopsida; Caryophyllales; Amaranthaceae.